AUGAGCAAUACAAAUAUACCCAUAGUGAAAAAUAAGUCUAAUAGCUUUAGCAGAAAUGAGUCCAAUGCAAUCGUUUUUAAAAGAAAUUCUUUCCAACAACAUCAUGGAAAUUCUUCACAGAUUUCAGCAAUUGAAAAUUCACCUAGAUCUCAUCUCCAUUCAAGGUAUUCUUAUGGAGGAAACAGUGGACCAUCGAGUUUUGAUCCAAAUAGAAAUAUAACUGUCACUGAGAAUCAAACAAUGAGAAUUAAACCAAGUCUUAGUAGAACGGUGAGUGUACCGACAGUACCGAAAUCAACAGGUUUGGUAUAUUCAACCUACUUACAAAAAGAGUUCUCAAGUAUAGAUAAAAUAAAUGAUCCGAAUUCUAACGGUUUGAUCUGUGCAGGUAAAUCACAUUUAGGUUACUAUAAAUUUUCAGAGGAAGAUAAAACAAUAUCUUUAAUUCAUAACUUUACAGAUACAACUGCAUCAAGUUCCAUUUCAAAUGCUGCAGUAUCGUCAAACCUGAAUAAAAGGCAUAGACAACUAAAAUUAAGUACAAUAGCAGAUGUGAAAACAGGUUUUAAUAAUUAUAAAAAUUAUGUUGCAAUAUGUGCCAAGUCGACAGUGAUAUCAAUUUAUGACAUAAAUAAGGCAGAAAAAUUGGAUAAAACACUAAUAACUUCUUAUUCAGAACACACAAGAGCUGUAAAUAGUUUUGAUUUCAAUAUGGUGGAUAGUAAUCUGUUAAUUAGUGGUGGUCAAGAUGGCUGUAUCAAGAUAUGGGAUUUAAGGACGGGUUCUUUAAAUGGAUCCACUAGAAGUGAUAUAAACAUUAAUACUGCUUCAGAUUCGAUAAGAGAUGUAAAAUGGAUGCCAGGUUAUAAUUUUGCAAGUCAUGGCAGUGCCACAGCAAACUUGAGGCGAAAAAAUAACUCUGGAUAUAAAUUUGCUUCUAUUCAUGAUUCUGGUCUUCUACUAAAGUUUGAUAUCCGUCAACCAUCUCAUGCAGAGAGAAAAAUCAAUGCACACACAGGGCCAGGUUUAUGCUUAAAUUGGCACCCUAAUCAAGAUUAUAUAGUUACUGGUGGAAGAGAUGGAAAAUGCUGUCUCUGGUAUGUUGGUGAUAUGAAAAAUGAUUAUUUAAAUGUUAGUUCUACCACACCUUUGUUGAAUAACCAAAUUAACAGUUUUUCUAACUUAUCAAUGAAUGGAAAUAAUAUUCUGUCAUUGCCAGAGACAACCAUUAAUGUAGGGUUUCCCGUGACAAAAUUGAAAUUUAGACCUUCAUAUGAUAAUAACGUAAUGAAUUCGUUACUUGCCAUAUCAUCAAUGGGUGACGAGGCAGCAGUUAAUAUUUAUGCCUUAGGAAGAAAAUAUAUUCCUAAGCAUAUUUUAUUGACAGCAGCUCCUUCACAAGGUCUUGUUUGGUGGAAUGAAAAACUUAUAUUCAACGUCGAUAGAGCAAAUAGGAUUAAUGGUUGGAAUAUUGAGCAGGAGCCAACAGUAUUAGACAAUAUUCAAAGGACUGUGGUAACAUGGAGAGAUAUGGACGGUAGUGGAUUUUUGGCUGUUAAUCAAGAUGUUGGUGAUUAUACAACAAAUGAAGAUUAUAUUCCAACUAUGUUUGAUAAAACAAGAAACUUCGGAAAUAAACCGCAAGUCAAUUCGGCACAAGAGGUCCAUUCCUUAUCUAAAGGGAAAGGCCUAGAGUCUUUUAAGAAGAAUUUAAGUAAUUCAAAUUUAUCAUAUAUUUCUGAUAAAGGUAGCAUAAUGAGAAAAUCUAAUUCCAAAAAUUAUGGUUUAUCAAGUCCAUUAAAUAAUAAUUUAUCACCAACAUCUGGCACAGACGAUGUUGAUAAAACUAACACAAAAUCACCAAUUAUGGUUACACUUGAUUUACCUCAUAUUUUUAAUAAUAUGCGGCUAGUACAGAUGAAGAAUAUUAAAAAGAAAACAGUGUCACCUGAGGUAUCUGCAAUUAAGGAAUCACCAAUUCAGGUCUUCCAAUUUUUAGCGAGAGAAUUAGAUUUUUCCUUUAGUAAGGAUAGGAAUACAACUAAUAAUACAUCUUUUGGAACCCCUGUUGCAGAUAAGGAAAAUAAUUCUUCGCAGGAUGACUUGAUGAAGAAAUUUGGGUUUACAAAUACCACAACCUGGACUAAUUUAAUGACUAAGAAGUCAGAAACAUCAUCGGAAAAUAAAUCAAUUGAAAAUCAAAUUACAGGUUCUGAAUCUCUAGUUAGUAAGGAUACAAAAAAUCGAUCGGAUUCUGAUACCUCAAUAUAUCAUUCCGAUGAUGGUGUAGAGAAAGAUGAAGAAGAUAAUGAGUUAUCAGAAACUACAAGAAAGCUUAAGGAAAGGAUAAAGUUAUUAAUCGAACUGAUCGAAAUAUGCAAACAUAAUGCAGGUGUAUACUCAUAUAUCGAUGACCUUCCCAAUUUUAAAGUUUGGGUGAUUAUUCGAGAUGCACUGCUGUGGGAUUUACAAAGUAUAAGCAAAGAACUUGAAAUAGAAGAAACAGAUAUAAGUGAACACGAUAGUGCCAAUUUUCAAUACAAUGAAAAUGUUUCACGUUCGCACAACAGAGGAGAUUCUUUUAAUACGCAGUUAACAGAUUUACCGAGUGAAAUUGGUUCUUUUGUUGUAAGCGAUCCGAAAGCCUUUACUGACAAAAAGAAAUCAAAUCUUAAUAUUUUAUUUUCAAAGGAAAAUGCUUUAAAGAAACAGAAGAUGCUGGAAGAGACAAAUAAACUAUCUACAAUACAUUCAUUAAGUGCUGAUAAUAUAGGAAAUAUAGAUUCACCAAAUCGAAUUUCUCAAAGCCUCGAGAAUUCAAAAAAUUUCUCAGAACCCAUUAUAUCAACCCAGACAAGAGCUGGAUUUGAAUUGAAACCAUUAAGGGAACAGGUAAAAUCUUUCACCUCGAGUGAAAAUUUAGAAGAUGAAAAUGAUAAAAAUGACAAUCUGUUUUCAGAAACAACUAGCUUAAGAAAUGCCGAAGAACAGCCAGAUAUUACAUUAAUUCCGAAAAGAAAUAAACGACCUUCUUUCAUAGAUACUUUCAUGACAGAGAGGCCGAUAUUUGAAAGUAGAGAUAGUGAUUUUAUGUCAAGAUCUAGUUUCUCUACUCACGAUAACAGUCCUGUUAGCAAACUUUCCUCUUUUAGAAAUUACACCUCUACUCUUAAUAAUUACAAGAAACUUUCUCAAAAUAGACUCACUUUGUCUCCAACAUUUAGCGACGGUAACUCAAGAAUUAGUGACUUUGAAUUACCUGCAUAUAAGAUCAACAACUUAAAAAUAAAAGAACAUCAAGUUUUAUUGUCUAAAUUAUUUGAAAAUGAAAAAAUCAAAAAAAAUCAAGGGUUAGAUAAUGGAGAUAUUGAGCCUUGGUCAACAGGAAAGAUCCUAAAACAGUUAUUUAAUCAAGCUGUCCAAAAUGGUAACAUACUGAUGGUUAUUAGCAUCCUGACACUAUUUCAGGAUGUGUAUAAAAUAACAACCUUUAACGUUGUGAAAGAUAGUAUUUUGCAAUUCAUCGAUAUUUUACAUAGAUAUGAAUUAUUUGAAAUAGCUGCGGCUCUAUUGAAAUAUUGCCCAUGGGAUAACAUUUUGGAUAACACUGGUACUAAUUCCUUAAUUCAAAUAUUCUGUGAUAACUGUGGAAAAUUAGUAAUUAAUGAACGUUCAAAAGAAAAAUUUACACAAGAAAAUUUUGAAUUAGGAAAGAGGGCUAGCAAUAAAAAUAUUCUAAAAGAAUUUGGUUAUUGGUAUUGUGAAUCUUGUAAUAAAAGAAACAAAUUAUGUGUUGUUUGUGAAAAGCCCAUGAAAGGUUUGACAAUGAGUGUUUUGCAAUGUGGACAUGGUGGACAUUUUGAAUGCAUGAGGGAUUGGUUUUUGGAAGAGGGUAUGACAGAUUGUCCUGCUGGUGAUUAUUCCACUGAAUAA
This is a messenger RNA of Tetrapisispora phaffii CBS 4417, 3933 nucleotides long. RefSeq names its product Rtc1p (gene RTC1). The transcript has a single exon. Gene Ontology annotation, molecular function: protein binding. The coding region runs from base 1 to 3933 and encodes 1310 amino acids. The record is from RefSeq and is a predicted model, not a curated record. Lineage: Eukaryota; Fungi; Ascomycota; Saccharomycetes; Saccharomycetales; Saccharomycetaceae. Gene Ontology annotation, biological process: positive regulation of TOR signaling.